Molecule: messenger RNA, 1254 nt
Organism: Chelonus insularis
Lineage: Eukaryota; Metazoa; Arthropoda; Insecta; Hymenoptera; Braconidae
Product: antifreeze protein Maxi-like
Exons: 2
Coding region: 178-1173 (331 amino acids)
Source: RefSeq, a predicted model, not a curated record
UUCCUUAUAAUGCCGAACUGGACCAACGAGACUAUAAAAGCUCUAAGGCAUAACAAGUUACCUAUCAGUUCAUAGUUGUUUGCUUCACGAGAAAGGACAGACGUCUAUUCUCUUAUUACGUCUGCCAGAACGAGUUUUAAUAAAUAAUAAUUGAAUUUGCCAUAAGAAAUCUCAAAAAUGAAUAUUCUUCUAAUUCUUGUGGUGUGCGUGAGUUUUGCUGCAUCAAGCCCAGCUGGACAAUCUCCUAAAGAUGCUCGAAAGACUAGAGGAUUUGUCUAUGAUGAUGCCUCAUUAGGACUUUUACAUACUGCAAUAGCUCCAAGAUUAGACAGUUAUCCAGCACCUUCUUCUCAUGGACAUCACAAGACAGGUUUCAGCGUAGGAGGUGGAUUAGUCUCGAUCGCUCGCGGUGCUGCUGAUCAAGCACGUACUCAAGUAGCUAACCAACACUCUGCUGCCAAGCAAGCAGCCUACACUGCCAAGAAUACUUUAGCUCAAGCUGCGGCUCAAUCUGCUGCUACGGCAGCUGCGGCUCUUGCUGGAAAACAAAUUAUCCUUUCUGGAUUGGAACAACAAUCACGAGAUGCUCAUGUUGCUGUUGAUGGUGAGAAAAUGCAACUUCAACAAGCUUCACGAGCUGCUGCUGCAGCAAGAAAUGCUGCUCAACAAGCUAUGCAUCAAGUUCAAGUUAUCACAGCUGCAUUGAAUGCUGCUCAAGCCACUUCUGAUCAUGCUGCACAAGCAGCUGCUGAAGCUGCUGCUGAACUCGCUGCUCAAACCACGAUGUUGGGUCAAGCUAAAGCACGUGCCCAAACUAUCGAUGAACAACUUGCUGCAGCUCGUAUUGACUUUGCUGCUACUCAAUCAGCAUCUGAUAAAGCUGCUGCUGCUGCUCAAUUAGCUCAAAAUAAUGCUGCCGCUGCUGCUGCUCAUGCCUCCGAAAGCGCUGCAACUUCUGCUCCACUUCCAACUGUUGCUGAAGAAGAAGAUGGUCCUCACGCUGCUCUUGUAGUUGACAGUGCUGAAGAACCAAACCAUGGAGCAAGCUUCCAAGCAGUCAACUAUGCUGAUGAUCAUUCUGAUGAAGCUUAUAUUCCUCAACAAAACGCUGUCAACCAUGCUCAUGGUGAUUAUGCCUACAAUGACAACUACGACUACAAAGGAUAUUAUUGAAUGUACAAAUAAUUUGUUUAAUGUAAACUUUUUGUAAAGGAUUUUAUUAAAAUUAAUAAAACAUCUCCGUGAAUCAUUUUA